UUACAUAAAAGAGAAACAAUAAAAGAACAAGUUCAAGAAGAAAAGUUUUCAGAUGUAUAAUGUUAAUGUUCACUUACAAAUUUAAUAAAAAAGGAAAUCAACAAGAAAAUACCUUCAAAAUUUUCCAUAAGCAAUAAAAAAAUCUACGAAAAUAACAAUAAAAAAAACCAUUGCCAAAGAAUAGCAAUAACACUUAAAACCGAAUAAACAGAAAACGAACUUUUCCACUCUAAAUAAGGCAAAUUAUGGCUGGUCCAUUUAUAUCGCCACUGCCCGGAGAUCUGCUCACGGAGUAUAUGUUUGGCCGGAGAAGACAGCGCCGGAACCGCACGACCUUCACGCCCCAGCAGCUGCAGGAGCUGGAGGCCCUGUUCCAGAAGACCCACUAUCCCGACGUAUUCCUGCGCGAGGAGGUGGCCCUGAGGAUCAGCCUGAGCGAGGCGCGCGUCCAGGUGUGGUUCCAGAAUCGACGGGCCAAAUGGCGCAAGCAGGCGCGACUGCAAUUGCUGCAGGACGCCUGGCGGAUGCGCUGCCUCAGCCUGGGCACGCCCCCCGUCAUGGGCGGCAGUGCGGGCCAGGUGGGCGGUUCCGGUCCUGGAGCUCCGACUCGACCGCCCAGCCAAACGCCCGAGAACCUCUCCGCCGGCGGCAAGGAUUCCGACAUGGGCGAUGGGGUGAAUAAUGGGCCCAGUUCCGGGAGCUUCACCAUGAUGCAUCCGGCUUUCCAGCAGCAGCAGCAGCAACAACAACAGCAGCAGCAGCAGCAGGCACACCAGCAGGCCCAGGAUCAGGACAAGCUAUCGAAGACCUAUACGGAACUAAAGCUCUACAAGGCGCCCACACACGGCAUGGAACUGGGCGGAAUGGCCGCCCUUUCCGGACACUCUGAUGAGGGAUCGGAUGGAUCCGAUUCCGAGGAGAUCGAUCUCACUUCCGGCGCCUGUAUCGAUUUCUCCCAGAGCAGCAAGCUGCAGCAGCAACAACAACAGGGCACUCAGGGAUCAGCGGGAUCGGCGGAAUCGAACGGCGUCCUUUAGACAGGGAUAAAAAUAUAUAUUGAAGGGUACAGAAACGGAUACGAAUGUGGAUAAAGAUACUGAUACUCGUAAAGUACUCAUUCGCCGCAUUAAAAGUUUUCCUAGAGAACAACACAUUGCAAUAUUUUCCCAUGAACUUUUUCAAUUUCAAUUUUUUAAAAUCAUGGUUCAUUAGUCCUUUAUUUGUUGGCAAUUAUUUUAAAAUU
Messenger RNA from Drosophila elegans, 1243 nucleotides. Its product is annotated as paired mesoderm homeobox protein 2. NCBI's taxonomy places the organism in Eukaryota, Metazoa, Arthropoda, Insecta, Diptera, Drosophilidae. The record is from RefSeq and is a predicted model, not a curated record. Bases 246 to 1037 code for a protein of 263 amino acids. Gene Ontology annotation, biological process: regulation of transcription by RNA polymerase II. The transcript has 2 exons. Gene Ontology annotation, molecular function: DNA-binding transcription factor activity, RNA polymerase II-specific; RNA polymerase II transcription regulatory region sequence-specific DNA binding.